This is a messenger RNA of Oikopleura dioica, 213 nucleotides long. Lineage: Eukaryota; Metazoa; Chordata; Appendicularia; Copelata; Oikopleuridae. The record is from the annotation of a GenBank genome assembly.
AUGCUCAGCCGAAUCGCCCGAGUCGCUCCCCGAGUUGCCGUCCGACAGGUCGCCACCUACAACCCUCACCACAACAAGAUCGCCGCUGGUGUCUUCCUGUGGAUCACCGCCACCAUCUACUGGGGCACCGCUCGACCAUACCUCCAGGAUGAACUCUGGGAACAGAAGUCCACCUUCUCCAAGGUCGAAUCCGAAGAAGAAGAUGACGAGUAA